AUGUCCGGGAAACGGAAGCGAGUGGUGUUGACCAUUAAAGAUAAGCUUGAUAUCAUCAAGAAACUCGAAGACGGAGGCUCCUCCAAGCAGCUGGCAGUCAUCUAUGGCAUUGGCGAGACCACGGUGAGGGACAUAAGGAAAAACAAGGAGAAAAUUAUAACCUACGCGAGCAGUUCCGACUCCACGAGCCUCCUGGCCAAAAGGAAAUCCAUGAAGCCGUCCAUGUACGAGGAGCUGGACCGAGCGAUGCUGGAGUGGUUCAACCAGCAAAGGGCCAAAGGGAAUCCCGUGUCUGGGCCCAUUUGUGCAAAGAGGGCCGAGUUCUUCUUUUACGCCUUAGGGAUGGAUGGCGAUUUUAACCCCUCUGCCGGCUGGCUGACCCGCUUUAAGCAGCGGCACAGCAUUCGGGAAAUUAACAUUAGGAACGAAAGGUUACACGGAGACGAGACAGCCGUGGAAGAUUUUUGUAACAACUUUCGAGACUUCAUCGAACGGGAGAAUCUGCAGCCCGAACAGAUCUACAACGCGGAUGAAACGGGGCUCUUUUGGAAAUGCCUGCCUUCCAGGACUUCGGUCGUCAAAGGUAAACGCACUGUCUUUGGGCACAAGUCAGCCGAAGAAAGAGUCACCAUCAUGUGUUGUGCCAAUGCAACGGGUUUACACAAACUCAAACUUUGUGUUGUGGGGAAGCCAAAGAAGCCUUGCUCCUUCAAGUCAGCCGACACCUCGAACCUGCCAGUCUCUUAUUUCAGCCAGAAAGGUGCAUGGAUGGAUCUUUCCAUUUUCCGGCAGUGGUUUGACAAGAUCUUCGUGCCACAAGUUCGAGAGCACUUGCGCUCCAGGGGCCUGCAGGAAAAGGCUGUGCUCUUGUUGAAUAACUCGCCAACACAUCCCAAUGAAAAUGUCCUUAGGUCGGAUGAUGGCCAAAUAUUUGCUAAAUACUUACCACCGAAUGUGGCUUCCCUGAUUCAGCCCUCCAACCAGGGCGUCAUAGCAACCAUGAAGACAAACUAUCGUGCAGGUCUUCUCCAGAGCAACUUGGAAGAAGGCAAUGACCUGAAGUCAUUCUGGAAAAAGCUGACUCUCCUGGAUGCACUGUAUGAAGUAGCAAUGGCUUGGAAUUUAGUGAAGCCAAUUACCAUUAGCCGAGCAUGGAAGAAGAUUCUCCCUACCAUAGAGGAGAGAGAAGGCUUGGACUUUGAUGAAGAAGAUAUUUCGCUGGCUACUGUGGCCACCAUCUUACAACACACCAAAGGAUUGGAAAAUGUGACUACUGAAAACAUUGAGAAAUGGCUUGAAGUGGACAGUACUGAACCAGGUUAUGAAGUGUUAACUGACAGUGAAAUCAUCAGAAGAGCCCAAGGCCAGACAGAGGAAUCGAGUGAAAAUGAGGAGGAGGCAAUAGACCUAAUUCCAGAGAAACAUAUCAAUCAUGUAGCUGCUCUCCAGUGGACUGAAAACUUAUUGGAUUAUCUAGAACAGCAAAGUGAUAUAAUUCUGCCUGAUAAACUGGUGAUACGUAAACUUAGAGCCACCAUCAGAAAUAAAAAGAAGAUGAGCAACUCAAGCCAAUAA
Molecule: messenger RNA, 1575 nt
Organism: Pipistrellus nathusii (Nathusius's pipistrelle)
Lineage: Eukaryota; Metazoa; Chordata; Mammalia; Chiroptera; Vespertilionidae
Source: the annotation of a GenBank genome assembly